ACUUUGACACAAUUGCAAACAGUAUGACAAGCUACAUACCCUCCCUUACCCUUCCUAGCUUUGUCUUUGAAAAUCCAGCAGUGGCCAUCUUAUUGCCGGUGGUAUGCGGUACAGCUACUGGCUUUGCAAUUAGUCCAAGUGUCUCUCAAGUACAAUACAAGACGUUGAAGCAGCCUCCCCUGCAUCCGCCUGGCUACGUCUUUGGCCCGGUAUGGACCGCACUCUAUGCAACCAUGGGCUACACUGCCUAUCGUGCAUACACAACCGGUGCAUCUUCUGCAAACCCUCAUACAGUCUCUCUUGCUCUUCAUGGAGCGACACUCUACUCCAUCCAACUCGGAUUGAACUUGCUCUGGACACCUCUUUACUUCGGCCUAGGUCAGCCCAUUGCCGCGUCGGUUGACAUCCUUGCCCUUGGCGGGACGCUUGCCUAUCUUACCAGUGUCUGGGGGCAAGUCGAUCCUGUAUGUGGCUGGCUACUCGCACCCUACCUUGGCUGGGUCAGCUUUGCGACAUACCUAUGUAUUGGCUCUGGCUACCUAAAUAACUGGGACUUCAAAUCCAUCAUGAAGAAGGACUAGAUACACCAUUGUGAAAAGUAAUCUGACAGAAAAUUGUAUUUUAGAACACCUCAUUCCGUAUGCAUUUGGUUGCCUACUG
Molecule: messenger RNA, 660 nt
Organism: Pyrenophora tritici-repentis Pt-1C-BFP
Lineage: Eukaryota; Fungi; Ascomycota; Dothideomycetes; Pleosporales; Pleosporaceae
Product: translocator protein
Cellular component (GO): mitochondrial outer membrane
Source: RefSeq, a predicted model, not a curated record